Messenger RNA from Gambusia affinis (western mosquitofish), 2258 nucleotides. Its product is annotated as calcipressin-1-like. Gene Ontology annotation, cellular component: cytoplasm; nucleus. Gene Ontology annotation, molecular function: nucleic acid binding; calcium-dependent protein serine/threonine phosphatase regulator activity. The transcript has 5 exons. Gene Ontology annotation, biological process: calcium-mediated signaling. Bases 177 to 833 code for a protein of 218 amino acids. The record is from RefSeq and is a predicted model, not a curated record. NCBI's taxonomy places the organism in Eukaryota, Metazoa, Chordata, Actinopteri, Cyprinodontiformes, Poeciliidae.
UAGCUUGCUGUGAGUGGGAAGCGCCUGGGAGAAAAUGCAUGGGCGCGUCAUGUCCUUUAUCCUGUGAGCAGCUGUCAUGUCAGCAGACUCAGUAUUUCUGUGUCUCCAGAUAUAAUUCAGAGUUCAUUUUGGCCUAGCAGCUCCGAUUCAGUCUGACGCAGGAGGAGAGCCUGGCGAUGGAGCUGCAGCAGGCUGUGAACGGAGCCGAGCAGGAAGAAGAAGAGGUGGCUGUAGAUGUUCAGGUCACUGAUUUACUGAACGCCCUGAUCGCCUUGAAGGUCCCGGAUGAUCUGUUCACCGUCAGCAGUCUGAAGGCCAGCUUUGAGUCCCUGUUCCGUUCAUUUGACCCAGAGGCUCAGUUCCAGUACUUCCGGUCAUUUCGACGGGUCAGGAUUAGCUUCAGAGACGCUCUGGCAGCAGCUGAGGCGAGGCUCAGGCUGAACAAGACGGACUUCAAUGGGAAAGAGAUGAGGCUGUACUUUCCUCAGUCUGUCCACAUUGGGAGUCCUCGUCUGGAGCCUCCAAAGCCAGAGAAGCAGUUCCUCAUCUCCCCUCCAGCCUCCCCUCCAGUCGGCUGGGAACCGUCUUAUGAUGCCACACCAGUCAUCAACUAUGACCUGCUGUGUGCCAUCUCCACACUUGGACCAGGAGAGAAGUAUGAACUUCACACGGCCACGCCCACUACCCCCAGCGUGGUCGUCCAUGUGUGUGAGGAUGAGCAUGCUGGCAGUUCGGCGGCUCCCGACAGUGACCAGGAGGACAAGCCCUGUCCCCCCCAGCCAAAGAUCGUCCAGACUCGACGCCCUGACUACACCCCCAGGGUGGAGCAGUGAACAGUGACCACAACAGAGUGCAAAGUUUUAUCAUGAAGUCAUUGGUCAAGAGCUGACCACGCUCUCACAAAGAUUCUUUGACAGGUUGGGGGAUUUAAGAGCGCCUUCUAGGGAGCAAAGUAUCCUGGCGAGGGGCGUGUCUUCUAAGAUGGAGACAGAAAACUAGCUGCUGAUUGGACUUCUGUCCAAUGGGAACUACAUUAUGAGAGUUUCCUGUUAGAACCAAUUGAGCUUAGCCAACAGAUGAUAUUUAGUGUUUGGGUUGAAGGAAAUGUUAUCGUUGCAUCAUUGUAAAAUCUUUGUCCUCAUCCAGCUUGCCUGAUUUUCCACUUUGGUGAAAUCCAGUGUUAAAUCAGGCCCAGCCUAAAUCAUCCAUUCACUUUAUUGUAUGGUUGCAUUAAUUUCUGAUAUGAACAAAGUGUUGGUCAGCUGACUGGAACUGAAGGAGCGAAUUCUUGCUGCUGAUGAACUCUUUUGUUCUGCUUUGCCAGAUGACUUUGCUACUGUUUCAUCUGAUGACUGAGCUUUACAUAUCUGCUCUGCUGAACCAAGCAGGCACCCUUACUUCCUGUGGCUGCAUUUCCUUCUGCAACAGAAAGCCAAACAGGGGUGGCCUCUUUCCAGAUGGGUGUAUUUAGUGUUGGUAGGUUGGAAAAUCCAGGCUCCAGAAAGCUUGUUUUGUUUCUGCUGGGAUUUUGUGUGAGAUCAUCAUAGGAAUGUUUCCUGCAGCGUCACAGCAUGACUAAAGUAUUCACACCUUCUGACCUUUCAGCUUCACUUCAGAAGAGGGAGAACAAAGUAAAAGUUUUUUUUCUUGAUUAUUAUUAUUAUUAUUAUUAUUAUUAUUAUUAUUAUUAUUAUUAUUAUUAUUAUUAUUAUUAUUAUUAUUAUUAUUAAUAAUAAUAAUAAUGUGGUUGGACCUGGACAGAAUGUGGAGAAGCUCAGUGGGGUGUGAAUACUUUUUUAAACUGUGUGUCCUGCUCUAACUGUUGACAUGUAACAUGUAACUGAAAACACGUUUGCACAGAUGUAAUUUUAGUCAGGGUGUGCAGACCUGAUGUACCCGUGUUGUCUUCAGUGUUAGCAUCGCUUAGUGAAUGGCCAUAACCACCAAGUUGUCUAAUAGCUUCUGAAAAUAUGUUUAUUAAUGACAGAGCUCACACUCUGUAGAGAAUGUUAUUUUCUUUGUUUAAAAAGUGACGGUGAUUAAUGCCUAUAUAAAUGCUGAUCACUUGACAAUGUUAUAUAUGUGCAAGUUACAGGGAGCUCUGGAUUAGCAGCACUGUGAGAAAACAUGUCUACAUUUGAACCCUGCACAAGGCUCUGUGUCUCUAUUGUUUAGUCCUGGUACAUUUAUUUUGAUAAAUAUUACUUACUGUUUGUGGAACAACAAUAAAUAGAAGUUUGACAAACUUCUUCCUGUUA